UUAGUGGGUAGUGAAAAGUACAGCGCGCCACCACUUCAGUAGAAAAAUUUAAUUGUGCUGCUUGCCGUCAAAAAGUUCCGUGCUGUAGCUAUUACUAGUCUUGCUUUUGUGACCCAGUGUCGCUAGAAAUUUAUCAGCAGUAUCUGCCAAAUCAGUUUAUGAACAAUCGGAUUACUCUCAAAAUCGGCUAAUAAAUGGCAUAUGCAAGUUAAUUUUGAUGAAUAUUUAGACGUACAAAUAUCGAUACAAGUGUAGAAGAACUGCAGUUCAAUCGAAUGUGCAGUGGGAAAAGCAGAGCAGUGACGAGUGAAUAAAAAAUAAUAUACAUAUGUAUAGAGAUUUCCAAUGACAUAGCACGUUCACAUACGAAGAGGAUUAAUUUUUAGGCGUUAUAUGAAACAAUUUUAUUAAUUUUACGUAAACACCCAAAAGGUUAUUGGUGUAAUCUCUUUUCGACGAACUAUUUUAGCAUUGAUUAUCCGUCAAUUGAAUUGUGUGCGAAAACUAAGGCAAAGAAACGACGAAAGAAGAUUGUACCAGAGAACAGUGCACGUUCAACAGCUGGCUUUUGUUUACAUCAAUAAUAUUUUAUUCAAAUUAAAUUUCGAUGUUAAAUAUUUUGCUAAAUAUUCUUAAUUAUUUCACUCUUCUAAAAAUAUUCGGAUUGCGUUCGUACGUGACUAUCAUAAAUGAUAGAAAACGUUUUUUUAAUAGCGGUCGCCCUUCGGUGGUCGCCCUUCGAGUGCAUUUUGCCAAAAAUGCAAAAACCACUUGCCGUUCGGAGUCUGUAAGUCCCUCCAUUUUUGGAACAACAAUACACACGCCAAAAAUCAAUGGAGGAGGAGCUCGGCCAAACACCCAGUAAAGGAUGCAAUCAUUGAACAUUUUUUGAAACUACAAAAAAGGGUCACAAACUUCGGGGUAAUGCUAGGCGGCAGUGCGGAUCGUCUAUGCACACCGAGCACGUCAGCUGGCCCAUUUCGUAUAUUUGCCGUUACAGGUUUCCAAAACCGGGCAAAUGAUAUUGUCUAUUGCCCACCGAUACGACCGACAGGCAGCGAGAAUGCCGAGGAUUCGACGGCCGUUGUUUACUUCGGAGGGGAUGUACAGGACUUUCCGGAGAGCAUGGAAACGAAUCGAGAUAGUCGCGGCUAUAUGAAAUACAAUUUAGAGAACUCCGCUAUCCUACUACGUGAGGCUUUUCCGCGCGCACACAUCAUUGUCAUCCGGCCUGUAAGAAUGGAGUUCAAAACAUUCAGCUGUUUUGAUAAUUUUGUACGUGGCAACAACGCCGGUGUCCCUGAUCAUACCCCUAUGAAUCAUGCGUUGCAACAUUUAGAAAAAUUAUUACAAAAUCUUUCUCAACGACUGAUUUCCAUACCCGAAAAUGAAAUAAUGGAUCAAGCUGCACAGGCUGCUGCUGCUGCCGCAGCUGUGGCUGCUGCAGCUGCGUUGGUAUCAUCCACGCUCUCCACAGCAUCUACAGACUCGUCGGCCUCUUCGUCAACGUUGAAUGAUAAUAAUCAGGACAUGGAUAUUGACAUAUUGCAAGUUCAAGAGAAUGUGACUGUUGAUGCUGAUGGUGCUGAAAUAUUUCCAAAUGUCGGUAGUGGUGGUGGUGGCGGUGUUGUUGGUAGCAGUAAUAGUAACAGUGGAAGUAUUUCGGCAUCAGUCAACAACGUUACAAACACUAGCAUGUCGCCAACGAUCACAACUUCACAAAGCACGCAAUCUGCUCCUUUGCAACCAACCACCCAGCAAACGCAGUCCAAUAACGCACAGCAUUUUAAUAAUAUUGGUAAUAAUAGCAACAAUGGUAAUGAGUGUUUAACACAGCAACAACAACAACUUACACGUCAAAACAGCAAUCCUUUAUGGUGGCGAGAGAAUUUGAAUUUGGAUAAAGCAAAGUUGGUUUUAAUUGGCUUUAGCAAAGGCUGUGUGGUCCUGAAUCAAUUCAUUUACGAGUUCCACUACUUAAAAACUCUUACACCGGAUGAUAGUACAAUGAUACGCCUGCUUUCACGUAUCAAAGACAUGUAUUGGCUGGAUGGUGGGCAUGGUGGUCAAAAGAACACAUGGAUAACGUCUAGAAGCCUAUUAGAAACGCUUACGCGAAUGGGCAUGAAUAUUCAUGUACAUCUGACCCCGUAUCAGGUGCAAGAUGACCGUCGGCCGUGGAUACGAAAAGAAGAAAAAAUCUUCACAGAUAUGCUUCGCCGUUUAGGAGCACCGAUUACACGUCAUCUGCACUAUGAUAGUCAAACGGCGAAUUUGAUGACACAUUUCGAAGUUUUGCAAGCCUUUUGUCAGCACAUUCAUGCGCUAAAUCAGCAACAGCAAUUACAAAUGCAACAACAACAUCAAACCACACAACAACAGCAGCAGCAAACAUCAGCUCUACAACCUUUGCAGCAAUCUUCGAGCAACAUUCAAAUGAAUGACCAACUGCAACAACAGCAACAACAACUUCAGCAAGCACAGCAAAACAGUUCGAAUCGCUCAGAGUUGGGCAAGACAAGCACCAGCGGACCGAAGUGACACCACAGGCGUCGCAAUGUUGGCCGCUUACACUUGCGUAGGGUGACAGCUGUAGCGGCACCAACGGGCAGCACUUUGGCAACGACAUCGAAGAAAAUUAUGCACGUACAGCCCCAAUCACAACUGCAAUUGCUACAGCAACAGCAGCAGCAGCAACAACAUCUGCUGCAGCAUCAAUCUGUAGUUGCUGCACCAUCAAACUUUACCUUGCUCGACAUAGCAACCACAUCAAUUGUAAAUAAUUAUACGAGACAUUUUCCACAAAACACCACCACACCGGCCACAGUUACAAGCAGCACAGCGACAACAGCCGCAGCUUCAGUGCAUAGCCGUCAGCAGCGCCAAAAAGCGCCCAACUUGCAGCGGGGCCGACCAAGGCCGAAUCAACGUCACCAUCAUCAUCAUAGAGGGCAGCCAAAUAAAAUUCACCACUAUUCCCGGGCAAAAGGUAGGCUUCUACAACAUCAGCCUUGUCGUUGAGUUUUAGGGGCGGCGAAAAAAGCUUGCAUACAUACAUUGUAUGCUGGUGUGUGUAUAUAUACGUCCGGUGCCCUUUUCUUGUUCAUAUUUAUUCAUACAUCUCUAAAGCAAAAUUUUAUUUUCAUUGAUACAUUUUAUUAUGAUUAUUAUCUUUUUGUAUUUGAAUUCAAUGUGUUAGAAUAAGUUAUUAUGCAAACAGGAAUUAUAGGAGUAGAAGAAAUUUCAUAAUUUAAACUCCAAUUAAAAUUAGAAUUUGAAAUUGUCUGCCGUUUCCAUAUGUAAAAACUAUUUAAAUCUAAAAGUACUGUACAAUUCUUUCUUCCAUUGAAAUAAUUAUAUGUUUUCUUAUUAUUUUGGAGGAGAGAAAAGUAUAAUUUAUUAUGUAACUUUUUUUUAUAAAAGGAUAAACUAAAUUUAGUUAUUGCCAUCAAAGCGAAUUUGGUGCAGUAAAAUUAAGCGAUGAUUAUAUUUUAAGUUGCUAUUUAUAACUCAUACCCAUGGUAAAUUUGAUAAAAUCUUCACAGACAAAAAUAUUUUAUACACAUAAAUCACCAUUAACCAGUGCAAUCCUCUUAGACAUUUAUAUUUAUUUUAAUUUGCUUUAAUUUAUUUUUCUCUAAUUUAGAGUGAUUUCAUAUUAAGUGACUUAUUAAAGACGAAGUUGGAUUUUUUUAUCCAAUCAGGAUAUACUAUUUUGAUUACUUCCCAAAAAACCAAAAAACUUUUUUAGCCUAACAUCAGGGUUUUCGUUAAAGUUUUUACUUCUUUCUUUCUCUAUAUUAAAAAUAUAUAGAAUUAAACAUUACAUUCUCGAGCCGAAGAGAGCUGAAUUGAGGUCCCUUAUUUCAAAAUAAAAACAAAAAUUUGUUAGACAAUUCACAUCGCUUCGCCGCGAGAUAUAACCACAUUUUCGAACGAUCUGCGUAUUUCUCCAUGAUUCAAUCUAAUGCUCACACAUUACAGCUAUCAAGCAACAACGCUGCACGAUUCACACUAAUGAUGGUGCUAAAUUAAAAAAUUCAAAUCUUAAUGCAAUACCCCACAGCUUAUUUUGACCAAAGUAUACAACAUUAAUGGAUCACUUAUUAAUAUCUCUCUUGCUAAGAUAUUUAUGCCUAAUUUAUUUUUCCUAUCCAGUAGCGCUAAUGGAGGAUUUUUUUUUUUAAGUUACACUCUAUAAACAUUGUGGCAAAUACCCGGCAGGCGGUGCACUGCUUUCAAGGCAAAGAAUAUAUGAAAGAGUGGUGAACAGAGCGAUAACAAAUCAGCAGCUAAAUAGAUAUCAGAAGCAUACAUUUUACAUCUUUGCUUUGCCUGCUUAUUUUCGCUUAGUGGAGUUUGGCACACAGCGAACAUAAACACAAACAGCUGAUUUUUUAAAAGUCCUUUGUUUUCAAAAUUUUGGCAGUAAUAGGAAAUAAAUUAUGAAUUUGAUUAAUGCAGAGUGUUAGUAAACAUUUCAAAGUUUUGUAGCAGCAGAAAAAUUACUAUAAUCGGUUGAGUCAUUUUUCAUAAAAUUUUUUUUUUUUUUCCAGUUUGAAAACUAAUUGUAUGAUUUAUUUUACGAGUGUGCACAUUUUGGCUUAUAGACACGCCUAUUUUAUAUGUUAAUAUUGAAAAAGGGAGGAUUGGCUUCAAAAUUAAAAAAAAACCCUGUGCAAAUCGGAACACUCUCUGCAUAGUUAUUAGCGUGCAUGCAUAUUUUGUGACUAUAUUUUAUAAGAUGUAAAGGUAUGAUUAAAUCUGGAUAAACGAGCUCUGAAUAAGCCAUAUAUCUGUACAAGUGAGAGCAAUUUUGAGGUUAUGUCAUUUUAGUUCUCGAAGUUCUGUAAGUGAGAAGUGUAAGUGGGCGUUUUUAUCCCAGUUGCUCUUGCCUCUUUAAGCGAUAGCCAAAUGUAUUCAUAAUCUAUUAUAUAUUAUUUUAUAAUUUUUAUGAGAUUAGUAAAAGCUGUCAGAAAGUUUAGUUUAAAGUAAAGUUUCGUCAGAACUCAAAAAGGGCAAGUAGAAGUGUUAGUGUAAACCCACCAUAUAAGCAAAUAAAAAAGAUUCCAUUACAUGCAGCCGAAAAUCAUAAAGGAAAAUGGAAUAGGAAAUGCAUAGGUUGAAAAACAAGUGGAAAAACCGGUUAAGUGAAUAUUAUCUAUUAACAAAUUAAAAGGUCAGCAUUUGUAGAACAACAUCAAUACGCACGCCACAAAUAAAAGGAGGAGCUCGGUGAAACGCCUAACAGAAGUUUACGCGCCAAUUAUUUAUUUUAUAUUUAUAUCAGCAGUCGCUUAUCCAGGCUGGGCCUUCUUAGAUCUGUUCCAUGUCCUAUCAGAAUUACAUUAUUCAGUAAAAAAUUGCAGAAAAUAUUUAAGCAAUAUGUAGCUUUACCAUAACUUCUACCUAAACCAUCGAACCUGUUUAUUAAGGCACUAGGGUCCAAGGUUAUAUAGCAGAUUAUUCUAAAAAAAAACCUAGGCAGCGCUGGCUGAUUUGUAAAAACCCCCAAGGGUGCAUUGUGUUGCCAAAGCUAUGUUUCUAGAGUCAAAGAUAUCAUUUUUAUAUAAUUCAUAACGCAACGAGUUCUUCAACCAUAUCAAAUUCAGACCGUGCUUAUCCUGCAAUAAGUGCUGUGCAAUUUGAACGGCAGAUGGUGUCUUGGUGAUAUAAAUACACUCGAAAGUUUGCCGAACGAUAUUCUAAUGCCGGCCUACAAAAUUGAUGAAGGUAUUUUUAUAACAAAAGUCAAUCUUAGAAAAUAUAAAGGCGCAUAAUGUGAUAGCAUCUGCUCAAACUGUUUUUCAAAAUUCGGUUAUUUAAUCCAUAUCUGGUCAAGGUUGCUUACUUGAUACGAGCACUCCGUACUCCACUAAUUCAAUUGUAGAUUUUUUACUAUUGGUUUACCAACUUUUUUUUACGACGUAAAAACCUUGGCUAUUUUAAUAAGUUGAAAGAAAAUAUAUUAAAUAAAAUUAUCACGUCACUAUGUACAAUUUUAGUUUGCAGUGGCCAUGCAUUUUCAUUUCUUAUUAGCCACUCCAUUGUCUACCGCAAACCCCCAAUCGUUUCUUUACAAAUUUACACGGAUUCAUAAACAGCCAAUUUAAACAUUUCUUCAAUAUAAAAGUAUUAUUAUUUUUUAAAUAAAAAAGGGAUAUAUAAAAAAAUUGUAUGUAUGCGCCAUAUAUUGCCAACAUUGAAAUGUGUAAGCAAAUUUUUUAAUGUUCAAUCGAUUGUGGCGAAGGCUAAAGUAGUUAGUGUCCUUAGUCGUAUAUGUUGUAUGUAUGUAUGUCCUGAUCAUUCCAAUAUGUACAUACAUCAGAUCGCCAAUUGUAGAUAUGAUUUGAUUGUUAUGAUUCAAUGUAUCGGGUGUUUUUUUAGAAGCAUAAGAAUUAUCGAUAUCGAGAACUAUGGUUUGACAGCUGAGAAUGGCAAACUGUGUUGACAUUUCUGUUCAGUAAGGUUUGGCAAGUCAUCGUAAAUCGUUUAGCACCCGAACAACGCUCCCAAAUUUACUUUGAAAAAAAAAAAUUAAAUCUGUUCUCAAGGUUCAUAAAGCACUGGUGCGGCAUCAUCUUGCCUUAUUUCCAUCAAAAUGAGGAGGAAGCUGGCGUUAUGGUGAAUGGCAAAAUUAAAAAAUUUCUUAAAAUUAAUCAGUUCAACAGAAAUGACAUUUGGACUUGCCAUUCAACGCGCUUAAUAAAUUUUUUGCAAUAUUCAAGCCACCAAAUGGACGCCAAACGGCCAGAUUUAUUGGGGGAAAAAGUAUUGAAAAAAAAAUUAAUUCCAAAAAUAUUUCUGUUUUAUAUUAUCAUUUUAAAUUCUCAAGUUCUUUAAAGCAAAACACCCGAUACUACAUAAAUCUUCAACAAAUAAUUAAAAGUUAGACUUUGUUUUUUUUUUAUUUAGGCACAGGGGAGCAUAUCAAGUUCUACGAUGACAAUGUAAAAACUCUGUUGUUAUUGUUGUUGUAGCAGCAUAAACAUUUCCCAUACAUGUACGGAGAAUGCUGCUGAAGUGACAAUUCGUGGCCGGAUAUAAAUUAGGAUCGUUCCGGUUACGUAGAACAGACUGUCGUGGGAACGAAAAAAUCCUUGUAAAGCCCUUGUUGUUAUUGUAGCAGCUAACUAAACCCUAUCGGUGCAAUGGAGUUACCAAUCGCCUUCGUCUCCAGCUCAGCUAAAUAUAGGCAUAGGUAGGAAACUUGCUGUUUUAACAGGUUGAGUCCAGAGGGAAAGGGGUGUUAGGUGAGUGAGUAGGUUUGAUGGGUCAUGUGAAAGGUGGUGUUAGUAUCGUGCGGAAUGCUUUUACAUGGAUAGGUAGGAGUUUAGUCAGCUACAGUAUCCAGAACGUAAUUGUGCCAAAGUUAUACGGGUCUCUCGGGGUGGGCGAAGCUCUUCAUCUGCUGUGGGUGGUAGUUGGACUCCGAUUGCGGCAUUCAGGGGUCGGGAGUUUAGGAAGGUGGUAAGUGUCUCCCGAUGAAUGUCGUUGAGCGUAUGUCUAAACACUGUCCAGUUCAAUAGUUGUCUGUUAAUUUUGUCCUCGAUCUCGUCGUCCCAGCAAACUAACCCUCUCUAGUGCACCGUACCUUACGCUUGUAAAGCGUUCAUUCAUUUUGCUUGCGUUAGUGCCGAUGAAUAUUACGAAAUCCAUUAAAAGUAGCGAGUGUGUUAAACCAAAUAGCGUCUAAAGCUGUUGUAGCAGCAUCAUUUUUUUUGUCAUUGCUGCUGAAGUGAUAGUCCUUUGCCAGAUUUAAAUUCGGGCAAUUCCGUUAACGUUGAAUCGACUGUCGGAAGAGCGCAUAGCGUCUAAUAUUAGACUUUGGUGUUGAUUCACCUUUACGAGUUUAUUACGAAAGUUAAAAUAGCCCAUUUUCUUCUAGACUCACAUCUAUUAUUUUCUUUAAUAAUGACAUACAGCAAAUACAUUCAUAUAAAAUAUAAAAAAUAAUUAGAAUAAAGAGUUGAUAGAUCUUAAUGGAACAAAAAAUAGAAUUAAAUCAAAAGCUUCAAAAUACAUGAGCUGCUUUUUACCAAGCUUCCCCUUAAAUUAGCUGGUUUUCUUUAUACUCAUUGCGUGUAGCUUGUGAAAACUUGUGAAAGUUUGUUAUAUAAUAAUUCGCCAAAAUAAAACGUUUUUUUCUUUUGUUUCUUCAAAUUCGCUUGCAAUAUAAUAUUCUCUUAUUAUAACAAAAACAAAAAACAGAAAAAACAAUUAAACCAAGUAAACAAAUCUAAAUGCGCACAUACAAGUAGAUGUGUACGUGAAACGAUGCUAUACAAAAAACAAAUAGUAAGUAAAUAUAAAAACAAAUGUUUCUUCAACUAAAUGUCUAAAAAGUUCAUAUAAAAAAUCUCUGCAAGGAACAGUAUCAAUAUGUACUAAGAAUUUUUGUGAAAAGUUCAAAGUUAGUUUUAUUUGCAGUUGGAAAUGUAGGAUACUAAAGUAACUUAAUAGUAAUUAUUAUAAGAUACCAUAAUUGGGAAAACAUUUAAAACAAAAAAAGCUAACUUUCAUGAUAAAUGUACCUUCUCGAAUUGCAGUUCAAAAUUUUGCCACAUUUAAAAUGCUAAAACAAAAAUCCUGUAUGUAUGUAUACACUUUUGUUAAACGUUAUUUGUACGUAUGUAUUGAUUUGUGUACAUAUUUGGCACCUCGGAAUUUUGACUUCGGACGUUAACAAAAUUGUAAGCAUAGUUUUAGUAACAGUCGAGGUAAUAUUGCAAAAAAAGAAACCAAAAAUUUAGAUCAUCAUAUACAUAUGUACCCAAUAGCUGUUUCGUUUUAACAAACAAAUAACUAAUGCGAAUAACACGAAAAAGAAUAUGUGGAAAAGAGUGAGGUACUGUCAUCUGCCAAAUUGCGAAUUUCGAAAAGAGCUUUAUACUGCUUUGGAUUUGAUUUUGAUUUUCUAUCAGCGGGAGUGAUUUGUAUCUAGUAUGUUUGUGGUUUUUCCAAAAAAAAAUAUCAAAUGACCUUUGCAAGUAAUUUUUUCCGAGUAACUUAUCGACGAACUACACAUUACAGAGUGGUUCCUAGCUCUUUCCGGAACUCAACACCACAUUGCAAAUAAUAAAAUAAAAAAUGGAUAAAAAACCAAUAAUAGCAUUAAAGGGCAUGUGAGAAAUCGAAAUGAUGUAAAUGAAUGCAACAAAAGUGAAGAAUUUAUUAAAUUAAAAAAUACUACUUAUGUAUGUAGGUUAAAAUUGUAAGCUAAAUAAACGACAAAAAUGCUAA
Messenger RNA from Anastrepha ludens (Mexican fruit fly), 9243 nucleotides. RefSeq lists its product as uncharacterized. Bases 925 to 2541 code for a protein of 538 amino acids. Lineage: Eukaryota; Metazoa; Arthropoda; Insecta; Diptera; Tephritidae. The record is from RefSeq and is a predicted model, not a curated record. Gene Ontology annotation, cellular component: mitochondrion. The transcript is spliced from 8 exons.